AAGAAAUAAAACAUCACUUGUCCUGUUCUAAAGAAAUAGCUCUAUUAUAUGGCAAUUCGUUCAACUUAAAGUAUUGCGUUAUAUUUAAAGAAUAGAGUUAAGCAUAAUGGUUUUAUACAACAGGGUCCCCCGUUGCUGCAUGGGGCUCCGACGUACCUAUUUGGUCUGGCCAAUCCUGCUUCUCCUCCUGGUUGGUGCAGCCUUGACAGCUCUGCUGCCUCCUGCUGAGGAUCAAGGAGGCCUCAGCGUCCUGGGAGUGAUUCGCCGGGCAACAUAUCAAAAGGAGAAUCCUGCACAGGGCCACCAUGGUGACAGCACGGAGGAGGGACAGGGGUUUACCAUCAUCAUCCAGACUUACAACCGCACAGACGUUUUGCUCAAACUCCUAAACCACUACCAGGCUGUGCCUCAUCUUCAGCGGAUUAUCAUUGUGUGGAACAACGUUGGGGAGCAGACACCUCUGAAGUUAUGGAACUCUUUGGGGCCUCAUCCGGUGCCUGUGGUCUUCAAGGAGCAGACCAGCAAUCGAAUGCGCAACAGACUACAACCCUUCCCUGAGAUUGAUACUGACGCUGUGCUGAUGCUGGAUGACGACACCCUGGUCAGUGUUCCUGACAUCAGUUUUGCUUUCUCUGUCUGGAAGCAAUUUCCAGACCAGAUUGUUGGGUUUGUCCCAAGGAAACACGUCUCAACACCAGGAGGAGUGUACAGUUAUGGCAGCUUCGAACUGCAGGACCCAGAAACAGCUGGAGGUGACAAAUACUCUAUGGUGUUGAUUGGUGCUGCCUUCUUCCACCGCCGCUACCUGCAGCUCUUCCAGGACCAACCACAAGCAGUGCACGCGCUGGUGGAUGAAACGCAGAAUUGUGAUGACAUUGCCACAAACUUUGCAGUCGCGCUGUAUUUGAGGAAACACUCAAAGUCUAUAGGCAGCAUUAACAAACCCUCUGGGAUCUUUGUCAAACCUGUGGACCUCCGCAACCUGGAAAAGGAUGCCAGCAGUGGGUACCAGGGUAUGUGGCAUCGUCCCGAACACCUCCUUCAGAGGUCAUACUGUCUGAACAGGCUGACCCAGAUCUAUGGCUUCAUGCCACUCUGCUUCUCCAACCUGAUGGUCUCCCAGUUUGGUUUCCCCAGCUAUGCCAACCACAAGACUAGAGGCUGAGGACCUGCCACAUCGCUGACAGUUUUGGAUUGAAAGAAGACUGACUCAUGUAGCCGCCUGGUAAGUGUGUGUUUGAUUAAUAACACAUCAGCUGUCUGGGAUGUACUUGAUCACCUGGUGUACAGCUGAUAUUCUCAUGUUCAUGUAAUCCGUGGCUGGAAGAAAUCAUUUACUUACGGUGUGUUCAGAAUCAUGAAUGCAGGCAAAUGUUUUACAUCCUAACACAUUUAAAACUGGCAUUUAAUUUUUAAACACUGUUGAAAAUGAUUGCAACUAAAACAGAAGUGAUUUUGGAGAAAUACAGCAUCAAAUGGUUUCUGUGAGAAGAUUUAGCUGGUUUGCUCAGUGGCCUCAGCAGCACUAUCAUGAACUUUUAUCCUUUGGACAACAGCAAGGAUUUUCUUCACGUGGUCCAAUCUGAUGAAACACCCGUAAUUGAUGAGGUAAUUUGUAUAUUGUUGCCAAAGCUGCCUUUCCUUCAGCAUGUACUACUCUCUCAGUGGCUUGUAGUGGGGUGGCAGUCUUAGAUCUGGCUUGUUUGUAACCAUGAUUUACAGCACUGAUGCUGUCUCAUUCAGAUAUUACACUACAAUAUACAUUUGUUCAUGGAAUGUGUCCUUUUUUUUGGGGGGGGUGAGCUUGUGUACAGCCUCUCCAAAAUUCAAAAUACAUGUUAGAAGAUACAGGUAUUCUUUGGCCAAAGAAGAAACUGCACCAAAGUGUGAAUCAUAGAAUAAAAGUAGUAUUUAAGUAUUAUGUGCAUUGUAACAAUCUUUAUUUACAGUGCUGUGCAUGUGUGGACAAUCUUUUUUUUUUAUGUGUGUACAUAUGUUAAGUUUGUAGGACUGUAUCUUGUGAUUUAGGUAAAUAAAGCCAACAC
Chelmon rostratus (copperband butterflyfish) is the source of this 2045-nucleotide messenger RNA. RefSeq names its product exostosin-like glycosyltransferase 2 (gene extl2). NCBI's taxonomy places the organism in Eukaryota, Metazoa, Chordata, Actinopteri, Chaetodontiformes, Chaetodontidae. The transcript is spliced from 5 exons. Gene Ontology annotation, molecular function: glycosyltransferase activity. The record is from RefSeq and is a predicted model, not a curated record. Bases 107 to 1165 code for a protein of 352 amino acids. Gene Ontology annotation, cellular component: membrane.